GGCAGUUCAUAACCAACAAAUAUACGAGUGCACGCGAAUUGCUUCACUUAAAGUUUUAUAAAACUUCCUUGCAACUUUAAUGAAAAGUAGAAAAUAACAGUGUGCAAUUUAAAAGCAUAAACAUAAAACAGUUUUGAAAUGGUGGAAGCGGGGCAAAAUGUUUCAAUCGAUAAUCUAGACAAGGAUCAAAUGAAAACGUUUUCUGAUUUUCUGAUGUCUUACAAUAAACUAUCGGAAAUGUGUUUCUCAGAUUGUGUUCGCGACUUUACUUCGCGUGUGGUCAAAGACAAUGAGGAGCGCUGUGCACUUAAUUGUAUGGAGAAGUACCUGAAAAUGAAUCAACGCAUUUCACAGCGUUUCCAAGAGUUUCAAAUGAUUGCCAAUGAAAACGCAAUAGCGAUGGCGCAAAAGACUGGGAAACUUUAACGCAUUCCAACAUGCACCUUUUGAUCGAUAAUAAGCACAGAUGAACACUGACAUAUUAAACCAUGUACGUUCGAAUGCAUUUCCGCACACAUUUAAAAGUAUAUAAAUUCACCGACUUUAUAGGUAUACACCAAAUUGAGCAAGUGCCCAGACGCUGGCAAAAUAGCAGAUUAGCUUAAACAACAGUUGUUGCAACAGGGUGCCAGACCACUUGCUCAAUUUAGGGGAUACCACGAGUGUUUUCUAAAAGUGGGACUCGUCACCAUGUUUCGAGUUUCCUCACGUUACUACCUACUACAAAAAAUUAAAUAAAUA
Rhagoletis pomonella (apple maggot) is the source of this 741-nucleotide messenger RNA. RefSeq names its product mitochondrial import inner membrane translocase subunit Tim9 (gene Tim9a). The transcript is spliced from 3 exons. Bases 139 to 426 code for a protein of 95 amino acids. The record is from RefSeq and is a predicted model, not a curated record. Lineage: Eukaryota; Metazoa; Arthropoda; Insecta; Diptera; Tephritidae.